Molecule: messenger RNA, 6207 nt
Organism: Porites evermanni
Lineage: Eukaryota; Metazoa; Cnidaria; Anthozoa; Scleractinia; Poritidae
Source: the annotation of a GenBank genome assembly
AUGUCUUACCGUGACUUGAGAAGUAAGUGAAAUAUUCCGGCUUCUGAUUCUGUUUUCUAUCAUCUUAAGUUUGUAGUGUUGACAUCAACUAUCUCUUAAGGCAAUGGACCUAAAUCUACACUGAAACCACGUCUUUUCUUUUUGUAGAUUUUACCGAAAUGAUGCGAGCCCUGGGUUAUCCCAGACUCAUAUCGAUGGAGAACUUUCGUUCUCCCAACUUUCCGUUGGUCGCCGAGGUCUUGAUGUGGCUUGUUAGAAGGUAAAUAUCAACUUAUAAACUCAGUUAGUAUUCCUCCGUCACUAAAAGAGCAGUGGCUGGGAGGUAAUGGGUUUGAUUGUGUGUUUAGGACGCAGCCUAUUUUCACGUUCUGAAACUUAUUAAGGUGAUAAGUUGCAUGGAAAAAAAGUCUCUAUAACUUUUGAUCUUAUCAAAAAUUCCCGAUUUGUUUCGUAAGAAAGCACAAGGCAAUUUGAAAGGGAAAUCUGAAACAUCAGACAGGAGCAGGGAGGUACAGAAGGGUAAAUCUCCCUCCUCCGUACUUUUUCAGGCCAUUUCUCUCUCCUCCCUAUUCUUUACCUUCCCCUCUCAGACAGAGCUGUUACUGAGGGCCAGGGGAUGGGGCCUUCCCCUGGCAACUAUGAGCACUACCCCCAUCCACUUUGAGAGAAAUCAAACAGAAAAUAGAAUGAAAAAACGUCCUACCUGUUCAAUUCCUUGCCUUUUAAUUGCAUUUACUUGGCAACUUGAAAUCUUAGUGACCGUGCUGAUCAGAAGGGCCAGGGUGGGGCUUGUGGGGGUGGGGUGGGGUUGCUGAUGGAAACCUGGUACUAAAAAAAAACCUGUUAAAUCCAGGGUGCUUAGCAUAUGAUUUCUAUAAAAAACAAAGAUUUCCCUGUCUCUCAAGAUCAAAAGUAAAAUGCCAGGGGCCACAAAGUGCUACUAGAGCACAGCCAACAGGGUCUGGAAGGGGGGGUCCUGAUCCUGUAUUUUUCGCGAGAAUCCCGCAUACCCCACGUUUUUCAUCAGUUUCCCGAAUACCGCUUUUCUUUCUCAGAAAAAUACAUUAAAAAGUCUAAUUUCUACAAAAGCUAAUAAAAUUAAUGUAAGAUGUAGGUUGAUCCUUUCGAUUUAUAUUUUGAAUUUACGCGUGUUUUUAAAGGUUUCCUGCAUUCCCGACAGACACGCAAACAUAAAUCCCGCAUCCCGUGCCCAAUUUUUGGCGAGUCCCGCUUCCCAGGGAACAGUCAAAUCCCUGAUCCUGUCAAUAUAUUUAUCGUUUUCCCGAUUCCCGCACCGUAUUUUGGUCAAAUUCCGAAAAUACCCUUCCAGACCCUGAGCCGAGUGCUUGGUAUUUUUCUCCCUUAACCACCUUUCAGUAAUUAAAUACUGGUACUUUUAUCAUCCAUGAAGCAGGCUCUUUGGCUUAGUUGUAUUACUUCUAUUUUUAGAUAUGACCCUAAUGUUGAGUUGCCAACAGAUGUUGACACAGAACAAGACAGAGUGCUUUUCAUAAAGUCGCUGGCUCAGUUUAUGGUAUUCAUCAGACAAUUAUUUUUCUUUAGAUUAUUUCAGUUCAACUGUAGCUCUUAGUGACAAAUCGUAGAGAAGGCCACUUGCUCAUUCUGAGCUUAGAGAAGUAACACCUGAAGGAAAGGAAUUAAAUUUAAUUUGAAAAAGUUUUGUUUAUUGUUUCUUUCUUGAUAGUCACUUUUAGUCAUUAAUUGCAACAUUUCAACCCCGUACUUCAGGUCUUCUCCAGGCUUUAGUGACAAUUUACUGAGUGGGACUACUAGUAUCAACUGCUUUUGAUUGGUGUAUCACAAACCACACUAUCUCAUGGUUGGUGGGUUUCAAUCCAAAGCAUUUUUUAGAGUGGACAAAACUGUUCCCUCAGCGUUCUGUUGUAGUACUGAUGUUUUAGCUUUUUUUUGCUCAAUGCAGGCAACCAAAGCACAUAUCAAGCUGAACACUAAGAAGCUUUAUGGUGCUGAUGGGUAUGCUGUCAAGGAAUUGCUAAAAGUAACGUCAGUUCUGUACAGUGCCAUGAAGACAAAUGCAGGAAAUCAGGUAGGUGCUAUAAAUUAUGUACGAACCCUUGUCCUUUGUGAAUUUGCUGAAAAAAGCUGUUGCUGGUUUUAAAACAUGAAAUUACGUUUUUCUUGUUAAUUCAAAGGCAUCUGAAGAAUCCAAUGUGAGCUCCUUGACAUUUGAUAUCUCAUCAAGAGUAAGUAAUCUUAACUUAACAUGUAAAAUUCCAUAACCCAAAAAAUAUAAUUAUUAUAUUUUUUUAUACAGAAUUUUCAUGUCCAUUGGUGAGGCCCUUCUUAGGAGGGUUAUGUAUGUCCCUGGUCUGAAUUUCAAAACCUGUUGUUUCGCGUAUUGAGGAGAAAGCCAUGUGGCUUUCAAUAUUUCACUAUUGUAUUUGCGCUUUUCUCUGUCACUGUCGCAGUUUCAACCCAUCUUGGUGUCAUUUGUCGCCAUUUCUGCUGCCCUGUGUCGCUGUUUCUAGGCAACUGCUUUAAAACUAAAUGUAUAUGAGCACCCUGAUAUACACGAUUUAUUUUCAAGUGGAUAUCUUGUGUUACAUGUGUAUUUGCCUGCUAGCUGUGUAGCCCCCAUUUGUAAUCCUUUAUAGUGACUAGCCAUCAAACAUCUACUUUCUCAGAUAAGUGACUUGAAAGCAUCUCGUCAGCUUGCAUCAGAAAUCACAUCAAGAGGAGCUGCACUCUAUGACUUACUGGGCAGGGAAGUUGAACUAAGGGUAAGUGCAUAUGAUUGCAAAUGGCCAGAAUAAUUACUUUUGCACAUUGUAGUCAAAUGCUUAUUUAGAAUUUGAGUCUCUGCAUCUCUGAAUAAUAUUGUAAAAGUCUGAAAAUAAUCCCCUCCAUGUAUAAGCCCCUCCAAAUAUAAGCCCCCCAAACUCGUAACGCAGAAAACCCUCCGUUAAUUUGCCCCUCCAAAUAUAAGCCCCUCGAGGGCUUGUACUUGGAAAAUGUAAGCCCUGGGGCUUGUUUUUGAAAUUUUACGGUAUUUUUUUUCAUCCACUUCCCAUGUAACCUAGAGUUCCUCAAAUGUCAAUUUCAGUUAGCUAUAUUGUUAAUAUUGUUUUCAUUGUGGUCUCUUAGAGGCUUCGUUAGGAAAGUCUGUUGCCACGUUUUUUUUCAUAUUUUGUAUUUUUCUUCAGGAGCUAAGGACUAGUGCAAUAGCUAAACCACUGGAGUUAAACGAGUUGGAAAAUGGAAUCAAGAAGAGUGUAAUUUCUGUUCAGGUGAUCAAACAGUGCUUAAAAAAAGUGUACAUUAAACUGCUCAUGGCUAUUGUGUGUAUUAAUAUUAAUCCAGCAGCCAUUUUUGCAUUGGGUCUAUAAGCUUGUAAUAUUAUUACAAUAAUAAACCUAAGCUCAGGAAAUGACAAAAGCUUUAAUUUAACUACAUUCACUUUGAAUUAUUUCCAUAAGUUACGUUUAAUUACUUUUGUCCAGGAUGAAAUAAAGAAGACCAAUCAGAUGUUGGACAACAUUGCUUCUGAUGAAGCAAACCUGGAAGCCAAAAUAGACAAGAAAAAACAAGAACUGGAAAGAAACCAGAAGAGACUGCGAAGUCUUGAGACUGUCCGGUAAGAGUUACAGGCAAUAGUCUCUCUCAGUUUACAUUUUUCAUUGGUCCCUUAAUCCUUUCCUCCUUGACCAAGUUAUGGUGGAAUGAUUUUUUAUUGUAACUUUUACAUCCAUGGACAAAAUCUUAUGGUGUUGCCAUUCAAAUGAAACCUCUUUGAUGGUACUUUCACAUGGUGUUAUUUAGUUAGUAUGUUUUUCUAACUUUUGAAUCUGUGGACAAAAUCCUAUGGUGUUACCGUUCAAAUGAAAGAUCUUUGACAGUACUUUCACAUGGUACUAUUUAUUUACAUGUAGUAUGUAGUUCUAACUUUUAAGUCUUUGGGGAAAAUCCUGUGGUGUUACCAUUCAAAUGAAACCUCUUUAGCUCUUUUGCAGAACAUUUGCAUAACUUUUAAGUUUUGCUGAAGUUGACCAUUCAAAGGCCAUUAGUUAAGCAAUUAUUGAUUCUUGUUGCCUUUGUAGGCCUGCUUACAUGGAUGAAUAUGAAAAACUUGAGGAGGAACUCAAGAAAGUGUAUGAGGUACAUUGUAGUGUUGUUUUGUAAGCUUCUGUGUGUUACUUGUUGUUCUAUGAAGCGAGGGAGGAUACGGAGGUCGGAGCCUGGGAAAAUUGGGGGCUGGAGGGGUACUGGAGGCAGGAGUUCUAAAUGGCUGGGUGCCGGGAUAAGUCUGGGGGAAAUUGCACAACAAUCCUCAAUAUUUUGCAAUUGAAUAGAGGUACUGGAACCAAGAAUGCAAGGUAAGGAGGCUGGAGGUUUGGAACCCCUUCCCUCCAUGUUUAAGUAUCCUUGUGUUGACUUUAUUACAGGUAUUUAUGGAAAAACACCGAAAUUUAUCCUACCAAGAACAGUUACUCGAGGACAUCAACAGGGCUGAACAAGACAAAUUUGAGGUACCAGAAAAACUGAUUUUAGAUCUGAUCACAUCUGUUUUGCAUUUUCUUUGUGUGCACACCCUUGCAAGCACAGCCAGUUUCGAUGCGAUUUUGAUGAGAGAUUUCAACUAUCCUUCCUUUUUCGUUCAGGGUUUGAGUGGCCAACAUCAGUUUUCUCAAAAUUUUCACCUAAGAGAAAAUGCUUUGAUCUUUUAUCAAAUUCUCCCAACUAAUUCUUUUAGGAAAUGCAUGGAGAUCAGUCUGGAGAAUUUCUAUGUGGAUAUUGUGGCUUAAAGGGUUAAGGCUAUGUUUUUUGUUUCUCCCUGUCGUGACCUUUCAUUCCAGUUUUAAGCAAUUGGCCAUUUUCAAGUUGCCCAAAGCCUCUGUUUCAAUGUGAGGCUAAAUGCGAAUUUUGCACUUAGCUUCGUUUUGAAAGUGAGAGGUUUUUGAACUCGAAAAGGGACAAUUAUGUCUGUUUUUGUUGUUGAUAUCCGGUAGGAGUCAGAAGCAACUCUAAGAAACAUGCAAGCUGGAGACCAUGGCCGAGGACUCACUGCUGGAGAGGAACUUGGAGGUUUAGAUGAUGAAGGAGAUGAAGAGGAUGAAAUUGUUCUUGAUGCAAGCAACACACGACAGUCCAACAGGCCUCAAGGUAUCUAGGCAUAAAAAAUCUUCCGUUAUAGCCUUCAUACAGACUUCUUCUUUAGUGAAAGGGAAUCUGGAUUCCAGAGUCCGGGAAAUUGUUGCUUGUGAAUCCCACCAACGAUUAAAAUCUGGAAUCCCAGUUCCACUGACAAAGUAUCCGAAGUUCAGUACUUGGAAUCUGGAAUCCACGGCCUGGAAUCCAGAAUCGAGGACUGUUUUGGAUUUCCUUGCGUUGGGUGAGAAAACCUCUUUAAGCUAGCUUCGGGAAAUCAAUAUUUGAUGUAACUGGAAAUUUCAUCGUUGGUGACCAUUUCGUGAAUUCUCAUGUUAGAUUCAUGUUAGAUUGAUAGUUCGUCACGUUGAAAUUCCAAUUUCUCAUUUUGUUUGUCUUCAUGUUACUUACAGCCGCUGAAGCCGGUGGCCGCGUGUUUGGUUCUAUGGGAGGCGGUCUGGACUCUGAUGAGGUCAGUAGUGAUCAUGGGUGCUUACCAUUUGCACCGCCCCGCCCCGGGUGAAAUCUUGUGCAUAAACAUAAAACUAUAAAAAUUUGACGUGGUGGAAGAACGACCCGCUACGAAGUAUGUCCAUUUUAGCUGAACCGAUUUAAAAGAGUAAAAAAAUUGCAUCACCUCAAAUAACAGCCCAUGUUUUUUUGAAGUUUCCCAAACGGAAUGGCGCUAACCAUUUGAAUUUCCAGCCGGAAUUUACGGUUUUUCCGUGUAAAUGAUAAGUACCCCAGUAGAUUUUUUCAAGUAAGCGAGAGUGACGGUGAGAACCAUCAAAGUCGCCAUGGUAAUAACCAAGAAGUGUGAAACGCUGAUACUCACGACUUAUUGAUUUUUUGAAUCUAUUUCUUGUAGGACGAGAGUGGUUCCUUGUCGUCCGGGGAGAGCGAUAUCGGCGUGGAUGACGAUGAUGACGAAGAACUUCUUGACGAUGACGACAUGGAAGAGGGCCGCGGGGAAGGCCGGGAUGACGGGUCCCAAGCUAACAGUCUUAAUGACAGCGAUAAUGAUUUCUGAACGAACUCAAGUCUGUAAAUAGAGUGCUAUUGAAUAAAGCUAUUUGGCAU